AAUUAGCCGUUAAGGAAGCGGAAAUUAACCAAUUAACCCAAGAGAUUGCCGCAAAAAACGAAACAAUUCCUAUUAGUAUGCGAAAUAAGCCUCAAUUCUUUAUUCAACCAAUUCCUUUGAAUACUAGAAACUAG
Molecule: messenger RNA, 134 nt
Organism: Racocetra persica
Lineage: Eukaryota; Fungi; Glomeromycota; Glomeromycetes; Diversisporales; Gigasporaceae
Source: the annotation of a GenBank genome assembly